This is a messenger RNA of Cucumis melo (muskmelon), 2063 nucleotides long. RefSeq lists its product as uncharacterized. Bases 433 to 1923 code for a protein of 496 amino acids. The record is from RefSeq and is a predicted model, not a curated record. The transcript has 7 exons. Gene Ontology annotation, molecular function: metal ion binding. NCBI's taxonomy places the organism in Eukaryota, Viridiplantae, Streptophyta, Magnoliopsida, Cucurbitales, Cucurbitaceae.
AUUUAAUUGAAAAAUAUCCUCACCUCUCUCUUCUUCUCAACCCCUUCAGAAAUCGGACGCUCUGCUCUCUCUCCGCCGUCUCAACUUACCACCGGCCGCCGUCUCUCUUCAUCCCCGGCAUUAUUCAGGUAUCGGUAUCUCCUGUUACUCAAGAAACCGAUCUCUUCACAGAAUCACAGCAACCACCAAAUGCAGAAUAAAGUGGUAAUGGCGGAAAGUGCUUGUAACAUUUUAUAGACCGUCCAUAUCAGAAUUUCACAAUUCCGUUUUCUUUUGGGUUCAAAUUCAAACUUUCUUGCGAAUUUAAUUUAUGAUGGUUGUGCAGAGGCUCUAGAGGUAUGGUUUGUGAAAUUCCUUUGUUAUCUUCAUCAAUCUCAAUCAAAUAUGCAUGAAGAAGGAAAGAGUUAACUCAAACACCAAGAUUGUGCAACCAUGGUUAUUUCCCAGCAGCCAAAGAAAAGAGUGGCAUUUGUGCUUAUCGAUGGGUUGGGUGAUGUCUCGAUACCAAAAUUUGGAUUCAAAACUCCUUUGCAAGUGGCCAAAGUUCCUAACUUGGAUGCAAUUGCCUCUGCUGGUGUUAAUGGUCUCAUGGACCCUGUCGAAGUAGGGUUGGGUUGUGGAAGUGACACAGCUCAUCUUUCUCUCCUGGGAUAUGACCCUAGAGUAUAUUAUAGAGGUAGAGGUGCAUUCGAGUCUAUGGGAGCCGGAUUGGCUAUGUCACCUGGAGACAUUGCAUUUAAGUCGAACUUUGCUACAUUGGACGAGAAGACGGGAAUAGUAAGCAGCAGGAGGGCUGAUAGACACUUUGAAGAGGAAGGGCCAAUAUUAUGUGCAGCACUUGACAGAAUGAAGAUACCAAGUUUCCCAGAGUAUGAAGUUAGAGUCAGGUAUGCCACAGAGCAUAGGUGUGGUGUGGUUGUGAAAGGACCAAAUUUGAGUGGAAAUAUUUCGGGAACAGACCCUUUGAAGGACAACCGCUUACUUUUGCAAGCAGAGGCUUUAGAUGAUUCUGAGGAAGCGAAGCUUACUGCAGCUGUUGUUAAUGAGUUAUCCAAGGAAAUAUCGCGAAUCCUAGUCUCUCAUCCAAUAAAUGCAAAGCGUGCAGCAGAAGGGAAAAACAUAGCCAACCUUGUUCUUUUACGAGGUUGUGGUAUUCGGAUCGAGGUUCCUCCAUUUGAGAAGAAACAUGGUUUAUGGCCAUGCAUGGUGGCACCCACUAAAAUUAUUGCUGGUCUGGGCUUAUCACUAGGAAUUGAUAUCCUAGAUGCUCCAGGAGCAACCGGAGAUUAUCGAACACGCUUAACCUCGAAAGCUACUGCAAUAGCAAAAGGCCUAUCAGCUCCUUUGCAUUCCUGUCCCAAUGUUUUUGUGCCAGGAGAAGAUGAACUCAAACCAGGUCGAGCAGAUGGUUAUGAUUUUGGGUUCCUUCACGUUAAGGCAAUAGAUGAUGCCGGACACGAUAAGGCAACGAUAUUCAAAGUUAAGGGAAUGGAAGCUGUUGAUAGAGCAAUAGGACAACUGGCAAAGCUUCUGUGGAAGGCAGAAUGUAGUGGGAAUUUCCAGUACUACCUAUGUGUGACAGGAGACCAUUCUACUCCAGUUGAGUAUGGAGAUCACAGUUUUGAGCCAGUUCCAUUUACAAUGUGUAGAUUGAAAGACUUAGUAGGCGCCGUGGGUGGGGAGUCGGUAAUUGAUGGCAUUUCUCUUGACCCGUUUCCGCUCCCGACAGUCGUACCAGGUGAGGACUUGGAGUGGCGAGAAAGCCAUAAGAUGGAAGAAGAGAGAAACCAAGAAUGUCAAGCUUUUGGUGGUGACUCAGUUUGUGAGUUUGAUGAGAUUUCUGCUGCCAAGGGAUGUCUUGGGCGCUUUCCUGGUGGAGAAAUGAUGGGUAUUAUUAAGAAAUUCCUCAAAUUGGAUGCAUGAAUUGCUUAUGUUUAAAUUGUUUUUAUUCGUCUCUUUUUCUUUUUCUUUUUCUUUUUUCUUUUUUUAAUUUUAGGACUUGCCAAUAAAAAUUUUGGAAGUGUUUGUUAGAAAAUAAAAGAAAUAAUAGUUUCACUUUUUUU